GUUCAGUCAGCUAGCAACAGGUAAGUCAGGUUCGGUAUCCGGCUACUUUAUUGAUCAUCAACAUAUGUCAGUCUGAGUGUGCGUAUGGAAGUGGAUGGAGUAAGGUUUAUAAAUGAUUAUUAAAACGGUUCAUAAGGAUGAAGUGGAAAAAGAGUAAACUCACCGUCGUUAUAUUUUUACUGGCAAUAUUUUUGUAUGCAAUGCCAACAAUGAAAGUUUCUCUCAGUCUUCCUGUUUAUAAUCCAAACAACUUAUGGAUAAACGAAAUAAGGGACGAACAUGAAGGAAAUAAUCCUAGUAAGCCUAAAUAUGUUGAUCGACCUAUGAUGUCCAAUGGAACUGAAAUGCGCCAAAAAGAUAUAAAAUCAGAAUCUUUAGAAUCGGCGCGUAGUACAAUAAGUCACAAGAAUGAAUUCUGCGCACCACUACACCGAGUCUUGUUCCUUAAAACACACAAAACCGGAAGCUCAACUGUCACCUCAAUUCUGCAAGUGUACGGGUACCAAAGAAAUCUCACAUUUGCAGUUCCAAAAACCGGCGCCCAAAUUUUAAGCCGGGAUUUCUUCAAGACUGAUCAAGUCCACCCUCAAAAAUACGAUAUGCUAGUCAACCAUGCUAGAUACAACAGAACCGAAAUGGAAAAGGUGAUGAAACCAGGUGCUAAGUAUAUCACAAUACUAAGAGAUCCAAGAACGCAAAUCGAGUCCAAUUUUGGUUAUUUCUCACUUACGCGUUAUUUGAAUUUACAAGAAGAGGAGAAUCCUUUCAGAACCUUUGUCUCGAAUCCAUUCUACUAUUGGGACAAAUAUAAACGUGUACCGUUUAGAAACUACUUGAAGAAUCCUAAUUUAUUCGAUUUAGGCUUGUCGGAAUUAGAACAAGAAAAUGUAUCAAUUGUUUCCAAAUUCAUUGAAAAACUCACUAAAGAAUUUAAUCUUGUUCUUAUUCAAGAACACUUCAACGAAUCUUUACUAUUGCUGAAAAAGCUAAUGUGUUGGGGUAUGGAUGAUAUAUUAUAUUUGUCGAAAGGAACACGGAGCUCCAAAAUUCGUUUUGAAAUCGAACCAGAAUUGAGAGCUUCGAUCCGCAAGUGGAGCUGGGCAGAUGCAUUGCUGUACGAUCAUUUUAAUCAAACCUUAUGGAACAAAAUAAAAGAAUACGGUCCUUCUUUUAAAGCAGAUCUAGUCGAAUUUGAAGCAAAACUGAAUGAGACGUUAUACUCAUGCACUCUUCCAAACGUACCGAUUCGUGAUAAUCGCCGUGAAACGUGGCUUAUCAAAAACCCAAAAGGAUCAACAAAGUGUACAGAUAUGAUGAGAAGUGAUCUGGAUUUUACAAUAUUGUUGCGUCGCAUCCAAUUUGGCGAAAAUGAGGAGAUGCUAUAAAUUAUAACAAUACAGUAAAAAAAUACGUCAUUUUGUUUUAAUUGUCAUCGC
Anneissia japonica is the source of this 1436-nucleotide messenger RNA. RefSeq names its product galactosylceramide sulfotransferase-like. Gene Ontology annotation, cellular component: membrane. Gene Ontology annotation, biological process: glycolipid biosynthetic process. The transcript is spliced from 3 exons. The record is from RefSeq and is a predicted model, not a curated record. Gene Ontology annotation, molecular function: galactosylceramide sulfotransferase activity. Bases 138 to 1385 code for a protein of 415 amino acids. Lineage: Eukaryota; Metazoa; Echinodermata; Crinoidea; Comatulida; Comatulidae.